CCAAUCAGGCGGCGGGCUCGCGACCCUCAGCCUGGGGCGCGCUGGGCACCACUGCCCGCCCCGCGGACUGACUGACGCGCCGGCUCGCCCCCGCCUGGUCUCCCCGGGCUCGGGCUCGGCUCAGACUAGGCGCCGCUCCGCUCCAGUCCUCGCCAGGCCCUUGCCCUGCCCGCAGCAGCCCCAGCCCGUGCUGCGCAGAGGCGGCCCCGCUUGGCAGCUGCAAGCCACCCCGGAGCCUGCGCUCAGGAUGAAGUGUAAGCCGAACCAGACGCGGACCUACGACCCCGAGGGCUUCAAGAAGCGCGCCGCGUGCCUGUGCUUCCGCAGCGAGCGCGAGGACGAGGUGCUGCUGGUGAGCAGCAGCCGCUACCCCGACCGCUGGAUCGUGCCGGGAGGGGGCAUGGAGCCCGAGGAGGAGCCGGAUGGCGCGGCGGUGCGCGAGGUGUACGAGGAGGCGGGGGUCAAGGGGAAGUUGGGCCGGCUGCUGGGUGUCUUUGAGCAGAACCAGGACCGCAAGCACCGGACCUAUGUCUUCGUGCUCACUGUCACCGAGCUGCUGGAAGAUUGGGAAGACUCGGUCAGCAUUGGCAGGAAGCGAGAGUGGUUCAAGAUCGAAGAUGCCAUCAAGGUCCUGCAGUGCCACAAGCCCGUGCAUGCCGAGUACCUGGAGAAACUGAAGCUGGGCGGCUCCCCCACAAAUGGGAAUUCGGCUGCCCCGUCCCUGCCUGAGAGCGAGCCCUAGUGAAUGGAAUAAAUGUUGUUCAGAUUUACUUUGAAAGAAUCAAGUAUGUGAACCCAAUGAUGAAUGGAAUUGUGAAGCACAGGUGAGCUCGUUGACAUCCCCAAGAACACAGCUCAUCCUAUGCUUUUGGACACUUCUUUCCUGUUAUUAACAAUGGCUGCUCUUCAGGUUGUUGCACUACCACUGAAUCUGUACAGAAUUCUAUUUGGCACCUGUGGCCUUUUUGUGCUUUUUGUCUGUAUUGCCCAUCAAAUAUGACCGUGAAUGCAAAAACUUGCUUUCUUAGUCUUUUUAUAUCUAGCAUACAUUACUUGAUAUAUGGUAGGCGUCACUGAAUAUUUGUUUAAUAUUUUGUAAUGGUGAUGAAUGGUGAAACAUCCCUCUUCUAAUCUCUCUAGCAUAUGUGUGGCUUUUGUAUAUCAGGUGUAACCCCACUAUUUCAAGGCAGCUGUGAGAUAGUAGCAAAAAUUCUUAUUCACAUGUCUGUGUUAUCCCAGACAUUAUGUACCUCUUACAUUUGCCAAAUUUUUGAACCUAAAUUUAACUGUGCCUCUAGAUAUAAUUUCUCCUCUAUCGAAAAUACAGGAGACAGAGAAACAGUUUACUGUAUAUCAAACAGAUGAGAUUCAUAGAGUCCUGACUUCAAGAAAACACGGGACAGAUGAUCCAUUUCAUCAGUAUUUAAGUCACAAGGACAAAAGGAAAGGGGGGAGGCCAAACCCAUGGAUUGAGAAAGGUUUCAGGAAGUGAUCAAUACUCGUAUGGAUCUUAUUAGGAUCCUGCUUUGAUCAGACUAUAAGAUGAAUGAGUUUAUCAGACAACUAGGCUAUGUUGAGCAGUGGCUGGAUAUUUUCACAUUGACUAUUAUAAUACUGUUGUUAUAUUGGAAUGAAGAAUUCUUACCUGCAUUCAAAUAUUUACAUUUGAUGUGAUAUAAUGUCUGGGAUUUGCUUCAAAAUAUGUCUAAAUAUUAAAUACACUGGACACACUCAAACAAGAUUGGCCUUUAAGGUUGUUGAAGAUGAAUGAAGAUUAAAUGAUGUUCAUUAUAUAUGUUCAUUUCUGCUUUUGUAUGUUUGACAUUUUCCAUAAUAAAAAGUUAAUCAAAACCA
Molecule: messenger RNA, 1854 nt
Organism: Acomys russatus (golden spiny mouse)
Lineage: Eukaryota; Metazoa; Chordata; Mammalia; Rodentia; Muridae
Product: diphosphoinositol polyphosphate phosphohydrolase 3-alpha
Exons: 2
Coding region: 248-742 (164 amino acids)
Biological process (GO): diadenosine hexaphosphate catabolic process; adenosine 5'-(hexahydrogen pentaphosphate) catabolic process; diadenosine pentaphosphate catabolic process
Cellular component (GO): nucleus; cytoplasm
Molecular function (GO): endopolyphosphatase activity; bis(5'-adenosyl)-pentaphosphatase activity; diphosphoinositol-polyphosphate diphosphatase activity
Source: RefSeq, a predicted model, not a curated record